Acytostelium subglobosum LB1 is the source of this 2646-nucleotide messenger RNA. RefSeq lists its product as hypothetical. Gene Ontology annotation, cellular component: piccolo histone acetyltransferase complex. Bases 1 to 2646 code for a protein of 881 amino acids. The record is from RefSeq and is a predicted model, not a curated record. The transcript has 2 exons. NCBI's taxonomy places the organism in Eukaryota, Evosea, Eumycetozoa, Acytosteliales, Acytosteliaceae. Gene Ontology annotation, biological process: regulation of transcription by RNA polymerase II.
AUGAGUUUACGAAGACAUUCGUCCGCAUCCAACGCGACGACACAGGACUCGCUGCAGUCUAGACAGGUCUCUCGAAUCUCAUUCAGACCACGUCCGAUCGAUGUCGCCAAGCCACUGCCAAUCGUCUGGACAGAGAUAGAGGAUGACGAGACACAGCGAUCCGUGCCCAUCAUGCCCACGGGCAUGGAGAGCAAUGAGGAGAGCGAGCUGCACAUCCAGGAGAUCAUCCAGGCGUCGAUGAAGAUGCGCCACGAGGACCUGCCCGAGAUCCCCAUUCCCGUCGUCAAGGUGGUCGACGGCUACGACACGGCGGAGAACCCCCACCCCUACCACAUGGGAUCGACCUAUGUGCUGUACAAGAUGCUCAACGACGACGAGCUCAACCUCACCACCGAAUACGACUUGGACAGCGACGACGAGCACUUUGUCAGCACACUGAAUCAGGGCGCGGGCGCCUCGGAAACAAAUGCCGCCGCCAACAAGCGCGGCCAUGCGGCCAACUCCGCGCUCACACUUGACCGCUUCGAGACCAUCAUUGAUAAGUUCGAGAAGGAGUUGUACAACCAUGGUCAAUGCGACGUUGCCAAAGCCGAACAGAUAUGCAAGGGAAUGAAGCCAAAUGUCGCGCAGGCAUUGCACACCUAUUGGAUGGAGAAGCGCAAGACCCGCUCCACACUGAUACGCAGGCUUCUGCGGCCUCCCGACCGUGAGGAUCCAUCACCUUACAAGGCGUUCCGCCCACGCGAGGUCGAGCUGAAGCAGAAGAAGGCCAGGAAGAACGACCAGGCCUCUUUCAACAAGAUGAACACAUUGCGCCAGGAGUUUGAGCGCGCCAGGACCCUGCUGGAGAUGCUAAAGAAGCGUGAGAGGCUCAAGAAGGAUCACUUUGCCGUCGUCCAACAGAUAUACAGCAAGCUGCGAGAGCUGGCCCAGGUCAAGCUGCUCGAGCCUGAGGAGAACCUCGUGUCGUCACCGCCGACGCAGCCUCGCAAGAAGAAGGAUCGUGCCACCGCCGAGGACCGCGAGGCAGCCGAAGCUGAGGAGACCAGCAGCGUCGUGGUCGGUCUGCCGCACAACUAUCCCGGUCCAGUGUUUGUAAAUAAGGAGCAGCAGCCACUGAUCAUUGGCAACGGCAAGGCACGCCAGGAGGGCUACCGACACUUUAUAUGCAAGCCCGGCCAGUUCCCCUCUCCCACUCUGGAGAAGAUCUACUCUAACGAGAUGAACUCGUCGCCCUCGAUCAAGACUGAGUCAAUGGAUGAGCUGGACCGCAUGGAAUCAGAGCAGUCAUCGCACGACCGCCUGGAGCAACAACUGAUACGCGAGAAAGAGGAGGCGGCGGCACGCUACUACAACUCAAUGGCGGUGCCCACGUCGUCCGAGUACUACGCCGACGACGAAGACGACGAGGGGAGUAGUGACGAGCAGGUGGUCAGCAAUGCAAACGGCCGCACCACCAUCCGCGUACAGAGGUCCGCUCGCUACCAGCCAUCGCUCAACGGUGGCAAGCGUCCGCCAGUCAACGUCAACCCAUAUAGCAGCGCACACUACUCGCUGCAGCUGCAGCCCAAGAUGGAUGGCCAGGGCAAGCCGAUCUACCCAUCCGUCAACAACGGAUGUCUGUUCAUCGGACCCAACCUGCCGCCAGUGUUUGGACGCGCACGCGUCGGCCUCUACGGUGCCACAUACAUCGACAUAGUCCCUGUGGACAAGGAGCUCAGGAUCAAGUACCUGAAGCAACAGAAGCAACUGCAAGAGCAACAAGAACAGCAACGACAACAACAUUUACAACAACAUAGACAGCAACUCCAACAACAACAACAACAAGUUGGACAACAUGGAAACGACAACAGCGGCAGUGGCGGCAACAUUAGCAGUAGCAAUAUCAAUAGUAAUAGCAAAGAUAGUAAUAACAUUACACAAUCAUCACCUUCCACCUCAACCUCAUCCACAUCCAACAAUGCAUCCCAAUCACAAUCACAAACACAAACACAAUCAAUCAUCGAUAUCGAUAUCGUCAAUCCACCAACAUCAUCUUCAGACUUACCACAAGCAUCAGCACCAGCACCAGCACAUCAUUCACAGGCCAAGGACACAUCGAGCAACAACAAUAUCCCGAUGAUCAAUGUGGACAUAAUGCCAUCAUCGACGAUCCACGCUUCCCAAUCACCUUCACCCAACACCCCAUCCACGCACACCGUUCUGGACUCUGACCGAACACCAAACCAAGCGCACAAACGCAAGACGGAGCAGCACGGCGAUGUUACCCAGUCGUCCUAUGCAGACUGCAACACCAGCUUUGACAAGAUGACAAAGAUAACAGACUACAACAACUUCAUUACAAAGAACCCACAGGCCAAUGGACACCAGGCCGGCAGCAGCAGUUUUGGACACGGAGGCGAUAGCUCUGUCCAACAACACAAUGGCGGUGACGGCGGUGGUGUUGUGGCACACACUACACCUUCCAGCGUGACACUGUCCUCGCCACUCUCACAGAAGAAACUAAAGACAACGCAUGGCACACCAAACAACAAGCAUAGUAGCAACAACAACAAGAAACAUACCAAGUCGCCAUCAUCAUCAUCUACAUUCCAGAUCGACCAGUACCUCACCAAGAAAGUGCACACCACUCCAACCAUCAUGUAA